AGCCACCCUGAUACGCCGGCAGCUUGCUAGCUGUACGGGUUAAUAGUUAGCUGCCCAAAAUACCUACCUGAAGCCGUUUGCUUUGUAUGGAAGCGCCCAGCAUCACUAAGGGGUUCAUGACACGUCGCGCCGAAAAUAAUGAGGACUAUUAUUGUGCUGUCACUGCUGCUGGUGAACAUACACCGUACCAUAUCAGCACCCAAAGGAGUCACUGCUAGUCUUAGAGCCAAGUGGAGUAUGACGCCUUUCCUCCUGGAGACAAGCGAGUUUAUUGGAGAAGAUGGGAAUGAGAAAUUCUGGCAGUUUGUUGACACUGUGAAAGAGCUCACUGUAUACAAGCAAGGAGAGUCUGUACGCUCAUACUAUAACUUGAUCAUUAAGAAGGCUGGCCAGUUCCUCACAGAUCUUCAAGUUAAUCUUCUCAAAUUUGCUCUGGCCCUACGGUCCUACUCACCAGCUGUUCAUGCAUCCCAGCAGAUAGCCAGGGAUGAGCCUCCACCUGAAGCUUGCCCUGCUUUUGUCUCCAUCCAUGGUCAACAUAGCUGCAGUACCAAAGAUAUCAAGAAGCUCCUGAAGGCAGCUGCAGGAAGGCCAAAACCAUAUUUAUACAAGAAUGAUCGCACAUAUCUUGGGGUCAAUAAAACAGAUGUGCCAGUUGUGAUCCUCUAUGCUGAGAUUGGAACCAAGAAGUUCACCUCUUUUCAUAAGGUGUUGUCUGAGAAAGCUCAGCAGGGCACACUUAUAUAUGUGCUGCGGCAUUUUGUAGCGGAUCCAAAACCUCAAAAGAUGCUUUUAUCUGGCUAUGGUGUUGAGUUGGCUAUCAAAAGCACAGAAUACAAAGCUGUGGAUGACACCAAAGUAAAAGAUUCAAAGACAGCUAUAAAUACAGAGGAUGAUGAUAACGAUGAAGUCCAAGGAUUCUUUUUUGGAACAUUAAAGAAGUCUCAUCCUGAACUACAGGAGAACCUUGUUGAGCUCCGCAAACAUCUUCUGGAGAGCACCAAUGACAUGGCUCCUCUCAAAGUGUGGGAAAUGCAAGAUCUAAGUUUCCAAGCAGCUGCCAGAAUCAUGUCCAUUCCAAAGUUUGAUGCUUUGAAGCUCAUGCGAGACCUUAGUCAGAACUUUCCAAGCAAAGCCAGAUCACUGACAAGAGUGGCCGUAAAGCAGGAAAUGAGAAAAGAAAUUGAGGAGAACCAAAAGCAUCUCAGUGAGACUAUUGGUGUUCACCCGGGAGAUGGGGAGAUCUUCAUCAAUGGACUGCACAUUGAUCUGGACAUUCAAAACCCUUUCAGCAUUUUGGACAUCCUCAGAGGAGAGGCCAGGGUCUUGGAGGGGCUUCAUAACCUAGGCAUAAAAGGAGAACAUCAGGGCAAGCUUCUGAGGUUACCUGUGAACGCUGUGGAUGACAGCUAUGCCUUAGACAUCAGACAUCCAUCUAUAAUGUGGAUAAAUGACAUAGAGAAUGACCCAAUGUACCGCAGCUGGCCAACGGGUGUACAGGAGCUCCUCAGAGCCACCUUUCCUGGAGUAAUUCGUCAGAUCCGACGCAAUUUCUUCAACCUGGUGCUGUUCCUAGAUCCAGUACAAGAAGAAAGUGUUGAGCUAGUGAAACUAGCAGAGCUUUUCUACAAGCAUAAGAUUCCCCUGAGAAUUGGAUUUGUGUUUGUUGUCAACACCAAGGAUGAAAUUGAUGGCUUCUCAGAUGCAGGGGUUGGAUUUUACAGACUACUGAAUUACAUUGCAGACGAGUACGAUUUAUCCCAGGCUUUGAUGUCCAUGGUCUCACUGUACAACAAAGUAGAUGUAGGAGAGAAGCUGUCUGUUGAUACACUCUCUGCUUACCUGAAGAGAAAAUUCCCUAAAGCCAGUCCUGAAAGGAUUCUAGGUGUAGAAUCUGAGUAUGAUGACAAAAGAAAGGAUGGUGCCCUCUUCUACAAAAAGACUGGCCUGGGUGCCCUACCAUUGGCUUUAUUUAAUGGAGUCCCUCUGAGCCCAGAUGAGAUGGACCCAGAUGAGCUGGAGACCAUCAUCCUGCAGCGCAUAAUGGACACCACCACCACCUUCCAGAGAGCUGUCUUUAUGGGUCAGUUAACUGAGGGCUCAGAUGUGGUGGACUAUCUAAUGGAGCAGGCCAAUGUGGUUCCCAGGAUGAACCCUCUUAUCCUAAGCACUGACCGGAAGUACCUAGACUUCACGGCCAAACCAGUUGUAGAUGAUUGGGAGGACACAACUAUGUUUUCAUACUUGGAUGCCAGAGACAAGACAGCUGUGGUGGCUAAGAGAAUGAAGUACUUUACAAAUAGCGAUGAAGAUGGGAUGAGUACUGUAACCAUGUGGAUAGCUGGAGAUUUAGAGAGGGUUUCAGGAAGAAAGCUGUUGCUCAAUGCUCUGAAACAUGUGAAUGCCAGCCCUGGAGUGCGUGUGGGGGUGAUAGAUAACCCCAGCGGAAAGCCCAGCGAAGAUAACACUGUGCUGUACAGGGCUAUCUGGGCCUCUUUCCUCACCCAGAAGAAGAAAGCUGCACUAGAGUUUGUACAAAAACUCCUGAAAGAGGAAAGCAGCCAGCUCCUCCAGCAAGGCACCAAGAUGAAGGACUUACUAAUGCAGGAAAUGGAUGAGGAUGCCUUCGAGAAAAAGUUCAACACACUGGAAGUGGAUUUUAUCCGCAGUCAGCAGCUGUUCUGUCGAGACGUUCUGAAACUGAGUCCUGGAGAGCGGGGAGUGAUCAGCAAUGGCAGGAUCCUUGGACCCUUUGAGGAGCAGGAAGAAUUCACUGUGGAGGACUUCCAUUUGCUGGAGAAGAUUACACGGAGUGGAUCUGCAGAGAAAGUUAAAGCCAAAGUUAAACAGAUGGGGAUGAAGCCAAAGCAUGCCAGUGACUUAGUCAUGAAAGUUGAUGCCCUCUUAACUGCAGCCCCAAAAGGAGAGGUCAGGAGGGAUGUCCACUUUAUCAAAGACAGCCACAGUAUACUUCAUCUCUCCCCGCGUGAAAACGAGGUGUUCUAUGAUGUGGUAGCCAUUGUUGACCCCCUCACUAGGCAGGCACAGAAGAUGUCCCCUCUGCUGAUUGUGCUCAGUCAAGUGGUCAAUGUGAGACUGCAGGUGUUUAUGAAUUGCAGGGCCAAGUUGUCCGAGAUGCCCCUCAAGAGCUUUUACCGCUUUGUCUUGGAGUCUGAUGUUACUUUCUUGGCCAACGACACAGUGUCUCCAGGACCAGUUGCCCACUUCAUGGAGCUCCCAGAAUCUCCACUCCUCACCCUGAAUAUGAUCACACCAGAGAGCUGGAUAGUUCAGGCGGUGCGCAGCCCCCAUGACUUGGAUAACAUCCACCUGCAGGAGGUGAGCAGGGUUGUGACAGCAGAGUAUGAACUGGAGCACCUUUUGCUGGAGGGCCACUGUUUUGACCUGUCAACUGGCCAGCCUCCCCGUGGACUGCAGUUUACCCUCGGCAUGAGACGUGACCCGCUCAUGUAUGACACUAUUGUCAUGGCUAACCUGGGAUAUUUCCAGCUGAAAGCCAAUCCCGGUGCCUGGAUCCUAAGAUUGCGGGAAGGGAGAUCAGAGGAUAUCUAUCAGGUUCUCACGCAUGAUGGAACCGAUUCCCCUGUAGAUGCUGGUGAUGUUAUAGUUGUGCUGAACAGUUUCCACAGUAAGAUCAUCAAAGUCAGAGUGCAGAAAAAGGCAGAGAAAAUCAAUGAAGAUCUGUUAAGUGAAACUAAUGAAAGCAAAGGCAUAUGGGACUCCAUAGCAAGGAGAUCUUAUUCCUCCCCUGGAUCCAGACUGCAAUACUAUGCUGUAAGAUCUAGUCUUGCAAAAAAUAUGUGCUUCUGUAGGUAUGUUGUUUGGAGCACUUUUGAGAAAAGCAUCACGGGUGGUGGCUCCAAGAAAGAUGAUGGAGAGAAGAAGAGAGAAGAUGUUCUAAACAUAUUUUCUGUGGCCUCAGGCCAUCUGUACGAGCGUUUUCUGAGAAUAAUGAUGCUGUCUGUCCUUCGGCAUACCAAAACACCUGUCAAGUUCUGGUUCCUCAAGAAUUACCUCUCCCCAUCUUUCAAGGAGACUAUCUCUCACAUGGCAGAGUCAUAUGGCUUUCAGUAUGAAUUGGUGCAGUACAAGUGGCCCCGUUGGCUCCACCAGCAGACUGAGAAGCAGCGCAUUAUCUGGGGAUACAAGAUCUUAUUCCUGGAUGUUUUGUUCCCCUUGGCUGUGGACAAGAUCAUCUUUGUGGACGCCGACCAGAUAGUUCGGGCUGAUCUGAAGGAGUUGAGGGAUUUAGACCUGAAGGGUGCUCCUUAUGGUUACACACCGUUUUGUGAUAGCCGGAAAGAGAUGGAAGGCUACCGCUUCUGGAAAACCGGCUAUUGGGCCUCACAUCUGGGACACAGAAAAUACCACAUAAGCGCUCUGUACGUAGUAGAUUUAAAGAAGUUCCGUAAGAUUGCAGCUGGGGACAGAUUACGAGGCCAGUACCAAGCCUUGAGCCAAGAUCCUAACAGUCUGUCCAACCUGGACCAGGACCUUCCUAACAACAUGAUCCACCAAGUGGCCAUCAGGUCUCUUCCUCAGGAGUGGCUGUGGUGUGAGACAUGGUGUGAUGAUGCCUCCAAAGUCACAGCAAAGACUAUAGACCUGUGCAAUAACCCAAAGACCAAGGAGCCAAAGCUAAUGGCCGCAGCAAGGAUUGUGCCUGAGUGGGUUGAAUAUGACAAUGAGAUAAAACAGCUACUGAGACGGGUCCAGGAACAGGGAGACACAGCAAAGGAAAAACAGACUCCCUCUACCUCACAGCAGAAAAAAGUAGACAACCUGCGUGAUGAACUUUAGUGUCUGCCAGCACCAUGCUGAAGAGGAAGAAGGCAGCACCUUUCGCACGCCACCCGUGAAGCUUGAGGACAGACAAUUCCAUCUAAACAUAGCCAUGGAAUGUUACAUCCACUGCCGGAGAAGGAUGUCAAAUUUUCAGAGAUGCCAUAACUGCCUCUGCAGUCAGUACGUCUUACAAAACCAACGCGUGAUGUAAGUGUUAACUGCCAGCUGUGAACUCCUGGUGCACUAUUAGCACUACUGUCAGGUCUCGUUAGUACAGUAUGUGGUUACCGGAAAAUGUAGUGAACACAGAAAGAGUAAAGGGUCAGUCAAACCACUCUAUUCACAGGUGUAUAAGGAAAAGUAGUUGACAUAUAUUGCACUGAUAAUGUAUGCAAAGAAUCAAAAGGAGAGGGCACAUCUCUAAGAAUCUAAUCUCGAAUUUUAAUGUGUUUUUAAUGUACAGCUGUUUCAAAGAGCUGAUACAUUUACAUAUACUACUUUGACUCUGUAAAAGACUUUGACUACAUAUUGACUGAAAUGCCCAAACCAAAGAUGUGACUGACAUAAAGCUAGUUUUAUUUUUCAAUUAAAUUAAAUUUAAAAUUUUACGACUUGAUGCAAAGUUGUUACAUUAGAACAGCAGUUAGCGCUGACAAUUUACGUUCGCUAAACCUCGCCCCCUAACAGUGAUUGUCCAAUUAUGGCUUAGCAACCGUAACUAGGCCCGGAAGGCCUGUCAAUCUUUGGAUUUCUCCACCUGCAGUUUGUGGUAAGAGUGGCAGUUUUGAGGGUGGUGUCCUUUUUUUUUUAGCCCUUUACAAAACCAACUAGAAGGGCACUCAGGCAGCGCAGACCACCACCAAGGUCUCAACAUACACCAGACUUCAGAAAAAAAAAAUUCUAAUUCAUAGUAAAUGAUCAGGAUGUGUCCCAAAAUUUAAUGGGUUCUUCCUGCGCCCACGCCGCAUACCGCAGUACUUUUUGCGUAAUCCUGCUGACAAAUAAACAAACAGACACUGUUGAAAACAGGUGAAACCUCCUCGGUAGCGGUUACAAAAAGUGGUAGUAACCUAAUGUUAAGUUGGCAAUAUAAUUGGCUAACUAAGUAAUUUUGUGGGAUUACAUUAUUUUACAUCUAAACCUUUACCUGUUUUCUGUAGUUAGCACCCAAACCAACAUGGGUUAUGUUACAACAAAUAACAUUUUAAUACCCUAUCUUGCAAUGUUAAGGAAAGUGAUGAAAAAUUCCUGGAUCCACUUCUCUAACCGGACCUGCAGCAAAAUUUAUUGGGUUCCUCCCUCCCUGGCUCAUGCCCCGUCCCUCCACCAAGUUUGGUGCAAAUUGGUUCGGUACUUUUUACAUAAUCCUGCUGACAAUUAAACAUACAGAUGUGAAAAUAUAAAUUGCUUGGCGGAGGUAUUAAUACGAUGCUAUAAUACUGGCGCGAACCAUCUCUAACCUGCAAUACAUGAACAGUGCUUCAAAAUGUUUGCAUCAUCAACUUU
Messenger RNA from Xiphias gladius (swordfish), 6312 nucleotides. RefSeq names its product UDP-glucose glycoprotein glucosyltransferase 2 (gene uggt2). Lineage: Eukaryota; Metazoa; Chordata; Actinopteri; Istiophoriformes; Xiphiidae. The record is from RefSeq and is a predicted model, not a curated record. Gene Ontology annotation, molecular function: UDP-glucose:glycoprotein glucosyltransferase activity. Bases 139 to 4821 code for a protein of 1560 amino acids. The transcript has 42 exons. Gene Ontology annotation, cellular component: endoplasmic reticulum.